CGUACGCACAUUCUCACUAAUUAGUCAUUACUUUUUUGCUUCAUACAACAAUUUAAUCUCUCAUCUGUAACCUUCCAAACCUUCUUCUGUUUUCUCUGAUUUUCAACUGUUCUCCAACCCCCACUUUUUUAUCUUCUUCUUUGCUAAUAGUACUAUAUAUAUAGUAUCAUCAUCUUCCAUUAUAUUCUUCCUUUUUUUUUCUCAUCAGAAAAAGUAACUGAAGGAAAAAAAUGGUGAAUAUCUUGAGUUUGAUAACAGGAUUAGCUGGUCCAAGUGGGUUUGGAUCUGCUUCAACUGCGGAACAAGUUACUGAAGGUGUUGAUGCUUCUAAACUUACGGCCAUUAUCACUGGAGGAGCAAGUGGAAUAGGAUUGGAGACGGCAAGAGUGCUAGCUCUUCGGAACGCCCAUGUCAUAAUUGCUGCGAGGAACAUAAACGCCGCAAAUGAAGCUAAGCAACAAAUCCUAGACAAGAUUAAAUCGGCUCGAAUUGAUGUUCUUAAGCUUGAUCUUUGCUCAAUCAAAUCCGUCAAAGAAUUCGCAGCCGAAUUCCUUUCUCUAGACCUACCUCUUAACAUCUUAAUAAACAAUGCUGGCAUUAUGUUCUGUCCAUUCAAGCUCUCUGAAGAUGGGAUUGAGCUACAAUUCGCCACAAAUCAUAUAGGACACUUUUUGUUAACAAACAUGUUGCUUGAUAAAAUGAAGCAAACAGCUAAAACAACUGGCAUUGAAGGAAGAAUAGUUAAUUUAUCAUCAAUAGCUCAUCUUCAUACUUAUCCAGGAGGAAUUAGAUUUGAUAACAUUAAUGAUGAAGUUGGUUACUCCGACAAAAGGGCUUAUGGACAAUCCAAAUUAGCAAACGUACUACAUGCCAUUGAGUUGUCUCGUCGUCUCAAGGCAGAGGGCGCAAAUAUUACUGUCAACUCUUUACACCCAGGAUUAAUCAUGACAAAUCUCAUGAGACAUUCUUACUUCUUAAUGCGAUUUCUUAACAUUCUGACCGGGUUGCUGCUAUGGAAAAACGUAUCCCAGGGAGCAGCAACAACUUGCUACGUGGCCCUCCAUCCGAGUUUAAAAGGUGUAACAGGCAAGUAUUAUGUAGACUGCAAUGAGUUGGAGCCACAUGCACUUGCUAAAGAUGAGACGUUGGCCAAGAAACUCUGGGACUUCAGUGAGAAUCUGGUGAACUCAGCUUCCAAGCUUAAAGAAAUUAAUUAGUUCUCAGUAAUUGUUUCUCUAAUCAUUAUGACACAGAAGAGUGUCCAAUGGUUCUAAGGUUCGAAUUACACCAAAAGAUGAUGCUUUGUUUUGCAUUAUUUAUUACAGCAAAUUAUAGUGUAAAAGAUAUGACUUACCUAUCGUAAUGUCAUGCUAUUGCAAAUGAAAAGGGUUGUUGAAUACA
Messenger RNA from Beta vulgaris subsp. vulgaris (sugar beet), 1401 nucleotides. RefSeq names its product short-chain dehydrogenase TIC 32 B, chloroplastic. The coding region runs from base 231 to 1217 and encodes 328 amino acids. The transcript is spliced from 8 exons. Lineage: Eukaryota; Viridiplantae; Streptophyta; Magnoliopsida; Caryophyllales; Amaranthaceae. The record is from RefSeq and is a predicted model, not a curated record.